This is a messenger RNA of Astyanax mexicanus (Mexican tetra), 2480 nucleotides long. It is a transcript of the gene klf2b, whose product is annotated as Kruppel-like factor 2b. The record is from RefSeq and is a predicted model, not a curated record. NCBI's taxonomy places the organism in Eukaryota, Metazoa, Chordata, Actinopteri, Characiformes, Acestrorhamphidae. Bases 368 to 1609 code for a protein of 413 amino acids. Gene Ontology annotation, molecular function: DNA-binding transcription factor activity, RNA polymerase II-specific; RNA polymerase II cis-regulatory region sequence-specific DNA binding. Gene Ontology annotation, biological process: regulation of transcription by RNA polymerase II. The transcript is spliced from 3 exons.
UCACGGUGUACGCUGCUGAACAGUGCGGAGUGAGAGAGAGAGAGAGAGGCUCGCGCUCCCUGAAGGCUCUUCCCGCAGACUCGGCGCUCUUAUAUAGCGGCUAUUUUCGGUAGAGGGGGGGACGAGGCUCUACCUCCAUCCUGAACGCCGUUUCCUCCCGCAGCACAAUUGGUCCGGUGUUCGGCCGGGAGGAGGAACCGGGGGAGAAAACUCCGCGAGGCUCGCGCUCCUGAACACAGCUGCAUGGGACAGAGGACGGAGUGACACGAUACGCGUUGGCUCUCAGCCGCAAUUUCUUAUUAUUAUUGCUCGUUUCUGCUAUUUUUUUUCUCUUGUGUGAACUGAACUUCGACUUUUUGGAGGAAAAAUGGCUUUACCUGUAACCAUUCUACCCUCCAUUUCUACUUUCGCCAACCAGAAGGAGAAACUGUGGGAAAACAGAUGGAAAAUAGAGGCAGACAAGCCCCUAGCGCCCACGUGUGUCGCUUUCACCGGGAUACAAGCCGCGGACGUUUGCCGCGGUGCAAAGGACGACGAGGAUCUGAGCGAUUACUUGGAUCUGGAGUUUAUUCUGGCCAACACCAGCGGCCCCGACAGCACAGCUGUGGAGUACAGCUCCGCCACGGCGACAGUGGAGCCCUGCAGCUUGUACCAGCCUGUGCCCACGGAGCACUGCUCACCACCCCCACCCUACACCAGCAGCCUGAUGGCAGAGCUGCUGCGCUGUGAGGUGGACAGCACGUACGGCAUGGCCGGCAACCCAGUGGCCGUUCAGGGACGUUUUGUAGCCACCACUGCUGCUGCUGCAGGAAACACCACAGCUCCUGGAUUCCCCAGACAGGACUUUGUAGAUAACAUCAAAGUGGAGCCGUCCAUGGAUGGCUACGGACCGGUGAUGGGCAUGGUGCCCCAGAGCUGCCGGAGGGUCAAGCAGGAGGGAGACACGUCCUGCAUGAUGGCUUUCGAGCAGCCCAGACUGGCUGUUUCUCCACAGGGAGCCGGCAGCAUGACCCCGCCGCUCAGCCCGGACGACCGGGCUCACGGCCAGACCCGGCUGUGCCACAGCAUGUUUGCACAGAGCUAUUACCACCAACCUGCCUACACUCAGUGUGUGCCGCCGCCCUACACACAGGCACAGCACCACCACCAACACCACCACCAGCAGCAGCAGCAGCAACAACAGCAGCAGCAGCAGCAUCAGCAGCAGUUCAUUGGCUUUGAGGACAGUCUCAGCAGCCUGCAGAGGGGCCAAGCGCACGGUGCACUUCUCACACCCCCGUCCUCACCCCUCGAGCUGCUGGAGGCCAAGCCCAAGCGAGGGAGGCGCGCCUGGCCCAGGAAACGAGCCGCCACACACACCUGCACGUUCGCUGGCUGUGGCAAGACGUACACAAAGAGCUCCCAUCUCAAAGCACAUCACAGAACUCAUACCGGCGAGAAGCCUUACCACUGCAACUGGGAAGGCUGCGGCUGGAAGUUCGCCCGCUCCGACGAGCUGACCCGCCACUUCCGCAAGCACACAGGCCACCGGCCCUUCCAGUGCCACCUGUGCGAGCGCGCCUUCUCCAGGUCCGACCACCUGGCCCUGCACAUGAAGAGGCACAUGUGAGAAGAGACCAAAAAACAACAAAAAAAAUCCUGAAAACAACCGACCAAAAGAAGCAUCGCAUCAUUACUGCCUUAUUUAAGUACCCUGUAAAAGACCAAAAGACUGUUCUUUUUUUGUAUUAUUAUUAUUAAUAUUAUUUGAUAAAAGAUUUAUAUUGUUCUUAUCCUUUUUUGUAACAAUGUAGCUGGUACUACGGAUCCACAGAGCCGUUUUUUUAUUGUUCUCUUUUUUUUUCUAUUAAAACAAAAGCCAUAUGAACUGUUUUCGGGGCAAACACCAACCUGCAGGGCUGGUCCUAAAUAUAGCUAUGUUGAAACUGGAAAUAGUGUGGUGUGUAAGUUAUAAAAAAAAACAAAAGACAAAACAGUGCCUUUACAGUGACGGACAAGCUGCCAGAGACGUGCGCAAGCCUGACGACUAGCAAAUCCUGGAAAGCAGAAGAAAGUAGUGAAAAAAUAAAAAUAACCCCUACAGAGACUGUAUGUAUGAGUGAGUCUGUGUGUGUGUGUGUGUGUUUAUGCAUGCAUACGGGAGUAUGCACGGAGACAAUGUUUUGCUCAUAAAACUGCCACCAAAUCACCAAUGUUUUGUGCUUUCUUUUUCGAAAACGACCAGAACUGUAAUUUUGCAUUUUGUGAUACAUUCUCUCUCUCUUUCUCAGCCAUUGUUUUGUUUGAACUCUUGAACUUAUUGUAUCAUGGAGGUACAAUAAUACCUGUUCAGUCCCCAAUGUUGUACACUAGCACAUAUCUAUACCAGGGCUAGAUGUCCUGAGUUUCUUUUUUGUUUUUGGUUUUCUAAGUUUUCUGUACAGACGUUUUAUAUUGUAAGUACUGUAUUUAUUGUACAUAUUAAACUAAAUUUGAGUAUA